This is a messenger RNA of Pollicipes pollicipes, 1563 nucleotides long. Its product is annotated as protein regulator of cytokinesis 1. The record is from RefSeq and is a predicted model, not a curated record. Gene Ontology annotation, cellular component: cytoplasm; spindle; mitotic spindle midzone. Gene Ontology annotation, molecular function: microtubule binding. NCBI's taxonomy places the organism in Eukaryota, Metazoa, Arthropoda, Thecostraca, Pollicipedomorpha, Pollicipedidae. Gene Ontology annotation, biological process: microtubule cytoskeleton organization; mitotic spindle midzone assembly.
GAGGUGGAGGAGGAGAAGCGGCGCGUGCGCACGCUGACGCAGAACAUCGACGAGAACGGGCGCCGCCUGCUGCUGCUGGCCUCCCAGCUGGGGCAGGCGGUAGAGGAGCCGGACGAGAACCUGUCGCUGCUGGAGCUGGACCGCGUGCUGCUGGCCCGGCUGCAGCAGCUGCAGGCUCGCCGUGACGAGGUGGUGGCGACCAUGAAGCUGCUCCGGGAGGAGGAGGCGGCGCUGUGCACGCAGCUGGAGAUGCCGCCGCUGUCGCUGACGGCCGAGAUCCCGCAGGAGGCCGACUUCCGCGAGGUGCGCGAGCACGUGCGCAUGCUGGAGGGCGAGCGACAGCGGCGCGCCGGCGCGCUGCAGGCGCUGCGCCAGCGCAUGUACCCGCUGCUGGAGGCGCUGGAGCGCUCGGCCGAGGGCGAGCUGGAGUCGCAGGCGGUCUGGGCUGCCGACGGCGAGUUCCCGCUGAGCGAGGCCAACCUGGCGUCGCUGGAGGCCUGGCUGCAGCGGCUCGAGGCCGAGGAGGCGGCCAACAAGACGGAGGCCGAGACGCUGCGCGCCCGGCUCGGCCGGCUCUGGGCGCGGCUCGAGGUGCCGGAGGAGCGGCGCACCAGCGUGCUGGCCAGCUGCACCGGCCACAAGCCCAGCACCCUGCGCGUGCUGCGCGAUGAGGUGGCGCGCCACGAGGAGCUCAAGCGCCAGAACGUGGAGAAGUUCGUGCGCGCCCUACGCACGGAGAUCGCCGAGCUGUGGGAGCGCUGCUACUACUCGGAGAGCCAGCGGGCCGCCUUCACCGCGUUCACGGCUAAAACGUUCACCGAGACACUGCUGGAGCAGCAUGAGGAGGAACUGGAGCGCGUGCGGCGCUACUACGAUACCAACCGCGUGCUCAUCAAGGACGUGGACGAGCAUCAGAAGCUGUGGAAGAAGAUGCUGGAGCUGGAGGAGCGGGCCAACGACCCGGCACGGUACUCGAACCGGGGCGGUCAGCUGCUGCUGGAGGAGAAGGAGAGGAAGAAGAUCGCCCGCCGCCUGCCCAAGGUGGAGAGCGACCUCCAGCAGCUCAUACAGAGAUGGGAGUGUCAGCACAACACGACGUUUCUGGUGCACGGUCACGACUUCGCCGCGUACAUCGAGCAGCAGAAGCUGGACCACCAGGAGCGCAAGGAGCAAGAGCGUGUCGAGCGCGCCUCCAAGAAGGCCAACCAGCUGGAGCAUGAGACGAUGUUCGGGGCGCGCCCGGUGACGCCGGCCAAGCGCCGUCAGGGCGGCGGCGGCUCGCCCUCCAAGCAGCGCCGGCUGGAGUCGACCCGGCUGGGCUCGCGGCUGCGCGCGCCCUCGCCCGGCCUCGGCCGCACCGCGCGCACCCCGCUCUCGCUCUUCAACCCGGCCGCCGCGGCCAACAGGAACGCCUCGAUGGCCCGCACGGCGCCGGGCAAGCUCAGCGCUCGCAACGUCAGCCUCGCCUCCGACAUGUCGUACGCCGAGUUCACGCGCGGCUUGCAGCGGCUGCAGGCGACUGGUCCGGCCCUGCUGGCCAUGACGGCUGCACGCGCCAUGUGA